This is a messenger RNA of Paramormyrops kingsleyae, 2308 nucleotides long. It is a transcript of the gene cyp17a1, whose product is annotated as cytochrome P450, family 17, subfamily A, polypeptide 1. Lineage: Eukaryota; Metazoa; Chordata; Actinopteri; Osteoglossiformes; Mormyridae. Gene Ontology annotation, biological process: hormone biosynthetic process; progesterone metabolic process. Gene Ontology annotation, molecular function: iron ion binding; steroid 17-alpha-monooxygenase activity; heme binding. The record is from RefSeq and is a predicted model, not a curated record.
GGCAUCGACCUGUUUAACAUAAGAGACAGGAACAGAAAGCUAACACAGGUCAAGGUAAUGGCAUUGGAGGAAACGCAUAAAACCCUUGGCUUGCAUGAAUGCUUGUGCAAGAAGACUGGAAUGACUGAACUAAACCCAAGCAGCAUCUGAAACUGCGAAACAGAAGUAAAAUAUAACAAAUACAGCAAAAAUGGAAUGCCUUCUAUGUCUCCUGUUAAUGAUUGCAAUUGCACUCGCAUUGCUGUACCUUAAAAGAAAAAUUCACAAGCCUUUGGACACCAGGCCCCCAAGUCUGCCCUGUUUUCCUAUUAUAGGGAGCCUCCUCAGUCUACGCAGUCAUCUUCCGCCGCACAUACAUUUUCAGGAAUUGCAGAAAAUGUACGGCGCCGUCUAUUCACUUAUGAUGGGCGCUCAUCAUCUGAUCAUCAUCAACGACCAUCAGCACGCCAAAGAAGUACUUCUUAAGAAAGGAAAAAUAUUCGCUGGGAGACCAAGAACCGUGACUACUGAUAUCUUAACAAGGGACGGCAAAGACAUCGCAUUUGCCGAUUACAGUUCCACCUGGAAAUUUCACAGAAAAAUAGUUCACGGUGCGCUCUGCAUGUUUGGAGAAGGAUCUUCUUCAAUUGAAAAAAUAAUCUGCAGGGAAGCAAGCUCGAUGUGCAAGACGCUGGAGGACUUGCAGAGCACCGCUAUCGACCUCGCUCCAGAGCUGACCCGCGCUGUCACCAACGUGGUCUGCUCUCUGUGCUUCACGUCCUCCUAUGAGCGUGGGGACCCAGAAUUUGAAGCCAUGCUUAGGUACAGCCAGGGAAUAGUGGACACUGUAGCCAAAGACAGCCUGGUGGACAUCUUCCCCUGGCUACAGAUAUUCCCUAAUAAAGAUCUCAAAAUCCUAAAGCAAAGUGUAGCCAUUAGAGACAACCUUCUGCAGAAGAAGUAUGAGGAGCACAAGGCAGAAUACAGCAAUGAUGUUCAACGAGACCUGCUGGAUGCUCUGCUCCGGGCCAAGAGCAGUUCAGAGAACAACAACACCUUAAUCCAGGGAGUGGGGCUUACUGAUGACCACCUACUCAUGACUGUUGGAGAUAUCUUUGGGGCUGGAGUAGAGACCACCACCACAGUACUUAAAUGGUCCAUAGCAUACCUGAUACACAACCCACAGGUCCAGAAAAAGAUCCAGGAAGAGCUGGACUGCCAAAUCGGCAUGGAGAGACCCCCCAGUCUGAAUGACAGGGGUAAACUGCCUUACCUGGAAGCCACCAUCAGGGAGGUUCUGCGGAUUCGGCCGGUGUCACCGCUUCUCAUACCUCAUGUUGCCCUCACAAACUCCAGUAUCGGCGAGUAUACAGUUCAGAAAGGAACCCGAGUCAUCAUUAAUCUCUGGGCCCUGCAUCACGAUGAAAAAGAGUGGAAAAACCCCGAUCACUUUGAUCCCGGCCGCUUUCUGGAUGAAGAGGGAAAUACCGUGUGCUCCCCGUCCCCCAGCUUCCUGCCAUUCGGGGCUGGGAUACGGGUGUGUCUCGGGGAAGCCCUGGCUAAAAUGGAGCUCUUCCUCUUCCUGUCCUGGAUCCUGCAGCGCUUUACACUGGAGGUGCCACCCAACCAGUCCUUGCCUGACCUGCAGGGGAAAUUUGGGGUGGUCCUGCAGCCUCAGAAGUACAAAGUUCAUGCCAAACUCAGAGAUGGCUGGGUCAAAAAAUGAACCCCAAACUAACUUUUUCUACAGAAGCCCAGUACAGAUGAGGAUGAGUGAAAUGGAAUCAAAGUAUCCCCUUCAUUUUACAAACCCAGUUUUUUUUUUUUAUAUAGGAUCUUGGGUUUAUCACACGUGUUUUAAAAUUAAAACAAAAAAUAUUUAAAGUGUAACUGUGUAAAUGACUGUAUAUUAAAAUAUUAAAAGAAUAUAUACAGCACAAUGUUCAUAUAUACUGUGCAUUCACUAAGCACAUAAUGGAAACUCAUACAUUAAUUGCCAGUUACAUAGCUGCAUCACAUCACUAGUAGUAUUUACUAUUAUUUUGUUGUUUUUAAUAAUUUUGAAAGUAAUGUAUGCUGCAGUCUACCUUAGGACUGCUUUUCCUGUAUUAGUGUCUUAAAUCUAGGAUUUACUCUAGCAGUCUGUCAGCUUUAUGGCACCUGCCUAAAAAUCUGCUCUCAAUUGACCAAAGUCUCAUUUCAUGUGUAUCAAACAAGGAGCCUUAAUACAAUUUAGCUGAUAGGUAAGACAAACAAUAUUAUAGCAAAUGUGUGAACUGUGUAUUCGUUUAGUGUGGUGUAUAUUAAAUAUAAUGCCUUGACAGUUCAA